Messenger RNA from Suricata suricatta (meerkat), 2190 nucleotides. It is a transcript of the gene POPDC2, whose product is annotated as popeye domain containing 2. Lineage: Eukaryota; Metazoa; Chordata; Mammalia; Carnivora; Herpestidae. Gene Ontology annotation, molecular function: cAMP binding. Bases 419 to 1495 code for a protein of 358 amino acids. The record is from RefSeq and is a predicted model, not a curated record. The transcript has 4 exons. Gene Ontology annotation, cellular component: sarcolemma.
CUCAUUCGGAUUGGGGACAGCAGAGAGCAGGAUGUGGCUACUCUAUCCCUCACUGCUAAAGUUUUCCACCCCAUAGUUCUAUCUUUGCCUCGGGACAAUUUAGAUUUUCUGCUAAGAGCCAAAUGUGAAGGCUGCUCUAAGAAACCUAGAGCCCAGGAACCUCGCCAGAGUUGUGCCAAGGCCAGAACCUUGCUAAAGGAAAGGGAGAGGGAAAAAAAGUUUUAAAAUUCUCCAUGAAGUAUACUAUGUUCUGCCAUUUAUUCCCAAAGCUCCUGGAAGCAUUCCUCUCAGGAAAGGCAGAGUUGGCGGCAAGAAGCCGGACGUGAGAAGACUCCUGUGAGGACAGAUUAAUUCAUUUUGUGAAUUCCCCAUGUGGGGACAGUCUUCAAGCCCAGCAAGGCUUUGAGACACCCUGAAGAUGAGUGCUAACGGCAGCACAGCGAGCCAGCCUCUCUGGCAGGACCCGAUGUGCAGUGGCUGGAAGCAGGAUCUGGAAGGGGCUGUCUACCAUCUGGCCAACUGCUUCUUGCUCCUGGGCUUCAUGGGGGGCAGUGGAGUGUACGGAUGCUUCUACCUCUUUGGCUUCCUGGGCACGGGCUACGUGUGCUGCGUGAUGUGGGGCUGGUUUGAUGCCUGCGGCCUGGACAUCGUCCUCUGGAGCUUCCUGCUGGCAACGGCCUGCCUGCUCCAGCUGGCACUCCUAGUCUACCGCCUGCGCAAAAACGCCCUCCCCGAGGAGUUCGAUCUCCUCUACAAGACGCUGUGCCUACCCCUGCAGGUGCCUCUGCAGGUGUACAAGGAGAUUGUUCACUGCUGUGAGGAGCAGGUCUUCACUCUGGCCACUGAGCAGACUUACGCUGUGGAGGGCGAGACGCCCAUCAACCGCCUGUCCCUGCUACUCUCGGGCCGGGUUCGUGUGAGCCAGGAUGGGCAGUUUCUGCACUACAUCUUUCCUUACCAGUUCAUGGACUCUCCUGAGUGGGAAUCGCUGCAGCCCUCUGAGGAGGGAGUGUUCCAGGUCACUCUGACUGCUGAGACUGCGUGUAGCUACAUUUCCUGGCCCCGGAAAAGUCUCCACCUUCUUUUGACCAAAGAGCGAUACAUUUCCCGCCUCUUCUCGGCCCUGCUGGGUUAUGACAUCUCCGAGAAGCUCUACGCUCUCAACGACAAGCUCUUCGCCAAGUUUGGCCUGCGUUUUGACAUCCGUCUCCCCAGCCUGUACCAUGUCCUGGGUCCUGCUGCCCCAGAUACAGGGCCAGAGUCCGAGAAGGAUGACGAGGAGGUCCGUGGGCCGGCCAUGCCCACAUCUGGCCAGCGAACGCCCCCUCGCUCUCCCCUUCCAGCUGCCAGUGGCCCUCCGGCACCUCCCCCCCAGGCCAGGAUGUCCAGGCUGGACAGCGGCAUCCUGGCUUCUAGAACUCCUCUCCACAGCUACUCUCAAAUUGUGUCCAGGGGACAAGCCCCCUUGGCUCCAACCCACACUCCUGAACUUUAAGGAUCAACAGGCUAUCUUUUUCUCUGGCCACACUAAUCUUCACAGGAAGGUCACUUGAGUGCACACCGCAUCUCUCCCCCUGGAAGGCUCACAGGCAAGGUCGGAGCAGACACGGAAGACCAAGGCCUUGCAGCUAACACCAAGGGCCCCAGGCAACUUGUGCAAAUUGACCCUCAACAGCCUUCCUUCCAGGAAAAGGCACCCAAAAGUGUGAAAGCACCAAUCCCAGAUUUCAACCGCAGAAUCUUGGGCAGGUUACAUAGGCUCUCUAAGCCUCAUCCGUAAAGUGGGGGUUCACAAAACCCGUCUCACAGGGUUGUGGUGAGCACUGAAUGAGCUGACUUAGGUAAAGCCCCUCGGACAUGGCGACAUGGCAUGACACCUAGUAAACACUCCAUAAGUCAUUCAGUUUUUUCCCCCUUGUUUCUCUGAAGUCAGCUAGCCAAGAAGUUUUCAUGGUUUGCUUGUUUGUUUGUUUUUCCAGUUAGUUCCAACUUAUAGAAGUAGACAUUUUUAAAAACCUAGUUCUCCCUUAAGCUUUUAAAUUUAACUUACAAAUCUCUUGUUAUGUUUAGGACCCUAGUAUUAUGCAAUAGUUUUUAGAGGGACUUUUACGAACUUAAUUAAAUUUCCUUACAUAUUUUUAAAAUAUAAUUUAUUGUCAAGUUGGUUUCCAUACAACACCCAGUGCUCAC